ACAAAUAGUGAUUUACAUGCGCACCAAAACCAACUAGGAAGAGAAACAUUCACAAACCAUGGCAGUUCCAGGAAUGGCCAGUCGUCCCAUGUCAAAACUUGAGCUGAGAAUUUCAUGUCGGAAAUUGAUGAAUAAAGAUAUAACAUCAAAGUCAGAUCCUUGUGCAGUGCUGUUUGUUAAUCAGGGUGGACAGUGGAUUGAGCAUGGGAGAACAGAGAAUGUGAAGAACAGUCUAGACCCUGACUUUACAAAGGCAUUUGCAAUAGACUACCUGUUUGAAGAGGUUCAGAAGGUCAAGGUUGCAGUAUAUGACCUUGACAAUUCUACACCAAAACUUGGAGAUGAUGACUUCUUGGGGCAAAUUGAAUGUACCCUUGGACAGAUUGUUGCUGGUAGACCGUUUCAUAAACCUCUCCUGUCAAAGAGUGGGAAGCCUGCAGGAGAAGGCUCUAUAAUUAUUCGUUCCGAGGAGGUAAAGGAAGGUGGAGAGAUUGCAAUGUGUACAUUCAGAGCUAAAAAACUGGAAAACAAGGACUUUCUUGGGAAGUCAGAUCCAUAUUUACAGAUAUCAAAAGGGAAUCCAGAUGGCAGUUGGCAAGUAGUGCAUAGGACCGAGGUGGUGAAAAACAACCUGAACCCUCAAUGGAGACAGUUCUCACUACCUGUAAAUACACUGUGCGGUGGAGAUAAGUCAAAACUAAUCAUGUUUGAAGUAUUUGAUUGGGACAGUGAUGGAUCACAUGACCUGAUUGGAGGGUUUACAGUUUCUCUCCAAGACUUACAAUCUUCUGUAGGAAAAGAGUUUCCUGUUAUAAAUGAACACAAAAAGGCAAAGAAGAAGAAAUAUGUGAACUCUGGAUAUGUUAUACUGGAUGCUAUCACUGUAAAGAGAGUCCCCUCAUUUUUAGAGUUCAUUUAUGGUGGAAUGCAGAUCAAUUUUACAGUAGGAGUAGAUUUUACAGGCUCUAAUGGAGAACCUACUGAUCCACAGUCCCUGCACUACAUCAACCCAUACCAACCUAAUGAAUACAUGCAGGCAAUACAGGCUGUAGGAGCUGUUUGUCAGGACUAUGAUACUGAUAAGAUGUUUCCAGCCCUUGGUUUUGGAGCAAAGCUACCAUCUGGAGAAGUGUCACAUGAAUUUGCCAUAAAUUUUAACCCCCAGAACCCUUUCUGUGCAGGCAUUCAAGGUAUAAUACAGGCAUAUCAGAAUUGUAUUCAACAAGUACAGUUGUGGGGACCAACCAAUGCAGCCCCUAUUAUCCAUCAUGUAGCCAGGUUUGCUGCCGGGGCCCAGCAGGAGGAAGCAACUAAAGGGGCUCAUGCUUACUUUGUCCUGUUGCUACUAACAGAUGGUGUUAUAACAGAUAUGGAUGAGACAAGAAGUGCAAUAGUUCAUGCAUCAGCUCUGCCAAUGUCCAUCAUUAUUGUUGGUGUGGGACGGGCAGACUUUUCAGACAUGAGGCUGCUGGAUGGGGAUGAUGGUGUUCUGAGAGCACCAAAUGGUCAACCCGUGCACAGGGAUAUUGUGCAGUUUGUACCUUUUAGAGAUUUUCAGAAAGGGGGCUACACUGCUGCAUCAGCAGCAGAGUUAGCUAAGCAUGUGUUAGCCGAGGUACCGCAGCAGGUGACACACUACUACAACUGGAGAAAAAUGCAACCUAACCAACCCAGACAGCAACCUACAUAGAGCUGACUGAAUGCCCAGAGCUUAACCUAUAUGAAGUUCCUUAAGUUGGAGAAAUUACCCCUAAAACGAGCUCUUCUAGUUAGAGAGCUUAUGAAUGUGUUAGAUAUUAAACAUCUGAACAUCUUAUAUUAAUCGAUUCUUAACAACUUUGACAAUUACGAACUUACUCUGUAACUUAUAGUGGACUAUUCUGGAGAAGGCUUCCAUAUAUAACUUGUACAAUGUUCUGACAUUAAAGUUUUGACUAAUUAUUUGUUAAAAGUGUUGCAGAUGUUGUUUUAACAUUCAGUAAAUACUAAUUGUUUUCUUAUUUAGGAACAAAGCAUUAUUCAAUUUGGAAUUAUGGGAUCUGAAAAUAGCAUUUAUUUUACUUCUUUUUAAAAAAAGUCAUUCAUAAGUCCUGUCUGUGCAGCUUUAGAGAUUCACUUAAAAUGAGCUCAACCAUUUAGAUAGCUUGAAACUGUUAGAUACCUUGAAGGGACACAUUGUUUACCAAUAUAAUGCUACUCAGUAUAAUAUUUGAUACAAAAUGUCCAAUAUUUGGUGUUGAUCUGUAAUUUAUAUACAGUCAUACUUAUGUGUUUGAAUUUGACUGGCUGUCAAGAGAUGUGUGGAUUGAGCUAACCGUAGUCAAUGAUUUUUAAGAUGCAAUAAAAUCAAGAAGACCGGAGAUUUAUCGGAAAUUAUGCUCAGUACAUACAGAAACGCAACAGUUUUACCUUCAAUUUUUUCAUACUUUCCUUUAUAAUUUCCUUCUAUAUAUAUAUUUCAAUUAUAUCAAGGGUCUAAAUUCAGGUUUAAACAAGCACACAGUCAAUAUUGUGUAAAACCACCAAUUGCAUUUACCAAUGCAAGGGAUUGUCAGUUAAAAAAAUAUAGACUGUAGACCAAGUGUUGUGUUUCUAGAUGUACUCAGUAUAUUUGUAGGCAAUGCCUGACUUCAUAAUGCAGCUUUUACCAGUUUUGAAACAAGAUGUUUGUCGUACUGACGUCUAAAGGUGGCAUUCUGCAAGAUCUAUUCAUUGAUUUUUUGGGUAUCUAAAGAACAGAUCUGUAUACCUCUCCUUUAAGCUGAAAAAUAAUGUACCAGUGUGGACACUUCAAAAUUUUGAAUUCAGGUUUUUCAGUUUUUAGCUAGACUAUUCGAAGAAUAAGUAGAGCUAUCCUACUCACGUCGGCGUUGGCGUCACACCCUGGUUAAGUUUUUCGUACCAGUCCACAUUUUGACAAAGUCUUUUGAGAUAAAGCUUUGAAACUUUCAACACUUGUUUACCAUCACCAUGUCCAGUUAUAGGCAAGAGUACAUAACUCUGUCAAGCAUUUUGACUGAAUUAUGGCCCCUUUUGACGUAGAAAUCUUGGUUAAGUUUUUCGUACCAGUUCAUAUUUUGACAAAGUCUUUUGAGAUAAAGCUUUGAAACUUUCAACACUUAUUUACCAUCACCAUGUCCAGUUGUAGGCAAGAGUACAUAACUCCAUCAAGCAUUUUGGUUGAAUUAUGGCCCCUUUUUGACUUAGAAAUCUUGGUUAAGUUUUUCGUACCAGUCCACAUUUUGACAAAGUCUUUUGAGAUAAAGCUUUGAAACUUUCAACACUUGUUUACCAUCACAAUAUCCAGUUGUAGGCAAGAGUACAUAACUCCAUCAAGCAUUUUGACUGAAUUAUGGCCCCUUUUGACUUAGAAAUCUUGGUUAAGUUUUUCGUACCAGUUUAUAUUUUGUGUAAAGUGUUUGACAUAUGGCUUUGAAACUUUUAUAUCUUGUUCAGUAUAAUAGUCUCUAUCAAUAGGCAAGAGUACGUAACUCUCUCAUCUUUUUUGGCUGAAUUAUGGCCCUUUUUGAACUUGGAAAUUGGUUCUGUUUUGUAUAUGUCCAUGUUUUGUCAAGACUAUUUGACAUAUGGCUUUUAAACAUUAAACACUUUGUUCCAUCUCUAGGCAAUAGUACAUAACUCUGACAACUAUUAUGACUGAAUUAUGGCCCUUUUUGGACUUUGAAAUUUGUUCAGUUUUUCUUACAAGUCAGCAUUUUGUCAAAACUAUUUGAACUGUGGCUUUGAAACUUUUAACACUAGUUUAUCAACAUGAUUUCCAUCUGUAGGCAAGAGUACACAACUCUGUCAACUAUUUUGACUGAAUUAUGGCCCUUUUUGGACUUUGAAAAUAGUUAAAUUUUUCAUAUAAGUCCAUGUUUUGCCUAACAUAUAACUUAACAUAUUUGCCAUCAUGGUCACACAUUGCCAUUUAGUGCAAGACUAAUCGAAAUCCACAAAUGCAGGAACAUUUUUUGUUUAAUCCAUUUUUUAGUUUAGUCUGAAAAUCUAUGGAAAUAUUUUGACCCCAUUCUUCAAUCAAUUCUUCGAAUAGUCGAGCGCGCUGUCAUCCGACAGCUCUUGUUCAUAACCUCUUCUAGUAAAGUCAAAGCAUAUUAAAUGUAUUAUUUAUCAAGCCUU
Mercenaria mercenaria is the source of this 4140-nucleotide messenger RNA. Its product is annotated as copine-3-like. The transcript is spliced from 15 exons. Gene Ontology annotation, biological process: cellular response to calcium ion. NCBI's taxonomy places the organism in Eukaryota, Metazoa, Mollusca, Bivalvia, Venerida, Veneridae. Gene Ontology annotation, cellular component: plasma membrane. Bases 59 to 1690 code for a protein of 543 amino acids. The record is from RefSeq and is a predicted model, not a curated record. Gene Ontology annotation, molecular function: calcium-dependent phospholipid binding.